CUCCAUUUCUCCCACUACUCUACUUAAAUGUAGCCAAUAAUUCAAUUCAAUUCAAUUCCGAUCCUCAUUCAUUGAUAGAUUUGGCUCGAUCAUGGCCAUGCCAUGGAGGAGGAGGAGCCGCAAGCCCAAGGCCAAGCCGGCCGCCGAUCUGCCGCCUUCGACGGUCCCGGAGAUCGCCAUCUCGCCGCACUUCCGGUGCCCGAUAUCACUUGAACUGAUGAAAGAUCCGGUGACGGCGUCCACCGGCAUCACCUACGACCGGCAGUCGAUCGAGACGUGGCUCGAGCUGGGACACGCCACGUGCCCGGUCACCAAACAGGAGCUCCGCUCCGACGUGCUCCUCCCCAACGUCGCCCUCACCAGGAUGAUUCAGUCCUGGUGCGAGGCACACAGCGCCCUCGGCGUGGAGCGCAUCCCCACGCCGAAGGUCCCGCUCUCCGUGGCGCAGGCGGAGGAGAUCCUCUCUGGGCUCGCCGACGCCGGCUGCAGGCGCGACGCCGGGAGGUGCGGAGAGCUGGCGAGGAGGGUGAGGGCCCUCGCGCGGGAGAGCGAGCGGAGCCGGCGGUGCCUCGAGACCAGCGGCGCGGGAAGGGCUUUGGCGGCAACUUUUUCGGCGUUUUCGGCGGAGUAUUUUGAAUUCCCAGAGCUUUUGGAGGGAGUGUUAGCGGCAAUGGCGGCGGUGGGCGCGGCGGCGGUGGACGCGGAGGCGGCUUCGUUUCUCGCGGCGCCGGAGUCCUUGAACGUCCUCGUGGAGAUGCUGAGGCACGGCAGCCUGGCCGCGCGCUUCAAUGCGGCGGUCGCGGUGAAGUCUCUGCUGGCCGCGUCGAGCAGGGCGACUUCGGAACUGGUGUCGGCGACCGAGGGGAUGGUGGAGGCGCUGGCAAAACUCGUGCGGGAGCCGAUCUCGCAGCAGGCGAUGAAGGCGGCGCUGGCGGCGAUCUACUACAUGGUGAGCGAGGACGAGAGGGCGGCGGAGAUGGCGGUGGAGCAGGGAAUAGUGCCGGCGCUGGUGGAGUUGCUGGCCGAGCCGGAGAGGGCGAUGUGCGAGAAGGCGCUCGCCGUGCUGGACGGGUUGCUGUGCUGCGAGCGAGGCAGGGAGGCGGCGUGCGGGCACGCGCUGGCGGUGCCGGCCCUAGUUAAGAGGAUGUUCCGGGUGUCGGAGGCGGCGACGGAGCUGGCGGUGUCGGCGCUGUGGAAACUGUGCGGGGAUUGCCGGAGGUGCUCGAGGGAGGCGCUGCAAGUGGGGGCGUUCCAGAAGCUGCUGCUGCUGCUGCAGAUCGGGUGCGGCGAGAAGACAAAGGAGAGAGCAACGGAGCUGCUCAAAUCGCUAAGUGGGCAUUGUUCAGGGAAACAGCAUAUCGACUGUGUUGAUACCGUGGAUUUUAAGGGAGUUAUCAAACACGUCUAAUCAUAUCACUAAGAUGUUCUUACAAAAAUCUUUUAAAAGAUAAUUAUUAUAUAGGUUAAAAUCCUCUCAAUUCAAUAGUAUGUUAGCUCCAUGGAUGGAUACAGAUACAGAUGGUAUUCA
Messenger RNA from Zingiber officinale, 1528 nucleotides. RefSeq names its product U-box domain-containing protein 21-like. Bases 92 to 1408 code for a protein of 438 amino acids. Lineage: Eukaryota; Viridiplantae; Streptophyta; Magnoliopsida; Zingiberales; Zingiberaceae. Gene Ontology annotation, biological process: protein ubiquitination. The transcript has a single exon. Gene Ontology annotation, molecular function: ubiquitin protein ligase activity. The record is from RefSeq and is a predicted model, not a curated record.